Chrysochloris asiatica (Cape golden mole) is the source of this 843-nucleotide messenger RNA. RefSeq names its product ribosomal protein L7 (gene RPL7). The transcript is spliced from 7 exons. The coding region runs from base 29 to 775 and encodes 248 amino acids. The record is from RefSeq and is a predicted model, not a curated record. Gene Ontology annotation, cellular component: cytosolic large ribosomal subunit. Gene Ontology annotation, biological process: maturation of LSU-rRNA from tricistronic rRNA transcript (SSU-rRNA, 5.8S rRNA, LSU-rRNA). NCBI's taxonomy places the organism in Eukaryota, Metazoa, Chordata, Mammalia, Afrosoricida, Chrysochloridae. Gene Ontology annotation, molecular function: RNA binding; structural constituent of ribosome.
UCCUUUUUUUUUUUAACCGGCUGGGACCAUGGAGGUUGUCGAAGAGAAGAAGAAGAAGGUUCCUGCUGUGCCAGAGACCCUGAAGAAAAAGCGACGGAAUUUCGCAGAACUAAAGAUCAAGCGCCUGAGAAAGAAGUUUGCCCAAAAGAUGCUUCAAAAAGCAAGGAGGAAGCUUAUCUAUGAAAAAGCCAAGCACUAUCACAAGGAAUAUAGGCAGAUGUACAGAACUGAGAUUCGAAUGGCUAGGAUGGCAAGAAAAGCGGGCAACUUCUAUGUACCUGGUGAGCCCAAGCUGGCAUUUGUUAUCAGGAUCAGAGGUAUCAAUGGUGUGAGCCCAAAGGUUCGAAAGGUGUUGCAGCUUCUUCGCCUUCGCCAAAUCUUCAAUGGCACCUUUGUUAAGCUCAACAAGGCUUCAAUUAACAUGUUGAGGAUUGUGGAACCAUAUAUUGCAUGGGGGUACCCAAACUUGAAGUCAGUGAAUGAACUGAUCUACAAGCGUGGAUAUGGCAAAAUCAAUAAGAAACGAAUUGCCCUGACAGAUAACACAUUGAUUGCACGUUCUCUUGGUAAAUAUGGGAUCAUCUGCAUGGAGGAUCUGAUUCAUGAGAUCUACACCGUUGGGAAACGUUUCAAAGAAGCAAAUAACUUCCUGUGGCCCUUCAAAUUAUCUUCUCCUCGUGGUGGGAUGAAGAAAAAAACCACCCAUUUUGUAGAAGGUGGAGAUGCUGGCAACAGGGAAGACCAGAUCAACAGGCUUAUUAGAAGGAUGAACUAAGGUAUCUACCAUGAUUAUUUUUGUAAUCUGGUCAGCUAAUAAAACAGUGAACGUUCUCAAAUUGAAAU